GCGGUCAGGGGGGCCAGGGGCUCAUCCCUGUGGGUGUUGAGCAGCAUUGCUGCAGCCCCUGUGCAGUGCCCAGAAGGUGACAGCUCCUUGCUGGGUCCCACUCCACCAGAGAUGGGGACGAGCCACAUGGGGACUGGGAGCCAGCAUGGGGAAGCUCUUCUGGGCUCCCCCUACCCCAGCCCCUCUCCCUGUCCCCUGCAGGACAGAGACACCGUUCAGGGUGACCUGCACCCCCCAUGCCCUUCACCCCGGGGUUUGUGUGGGGACCCCAGGGCCGCGCCGGUGGGACAGAGGGACACUUUUCUAUGCACUCAAGCCACGGUACCCUCAGCCCUGGGCUGCUCUGGACAGGGCAUUCUGGCCAUGCCUGGGGCUUGGGGGAGCCCCUGGGUCCCGCUGCUGCCCUGGGGCUCAGCCAGGAUGCCCCCUUGCUUCCCACCCAGCCUGUGCCACAGGGGCAGCCAAACCCAGCGCCCCGCUGCCCAGGAUGGCAGCACCAGCCCACCAGGACCGCAGCAAGGGGGCACGUCUGGGGGCCAAGCAGCUACAGGAGGGGCACAGCUCCAGGGCUGCUCCGGCUUCAGGGAGUGAGGGAAGUUCGUUCUGGCAGGGGCUGCCGCGGGGUCUCAGCCACAUCCCUGCCCACCUUCCCCCCCCCCGGGCGCUGGGACCCGGCGGCUGCUGUCAUGUACUGUAAAUACUCUGUGUGCCACCUUCUUCUCUGGGACCCUCGGCACGGGCGGGGGUGAGCGGGAGGCCGGGGUCCGUCCCGAGACUUUUUUGUAUACCACAAACUUUUUGUAUAUUUUUAAUUUUGCUGCAACAUGAGAUAUUAAAUUCAUUUCAAUAAGCCCUGCCUGUGGGAUCCCGUCCUUGCUGGCACCUCCGGCUCACGGGUGGGGUCUGAAGCGGGGCAGGAUGGUGCCUCCCUGUCAUGGGGUGCUCAGGGACUCCAGGAGCAGAGCAGAGUGGCUGUGGUGGUGCUGCCUGCUCAGUGUCAGUGGUCCUGGUGUGGCAGCCAGGAGGGAAGGGGGAUAUGAGCAGGAUGCAGCUUCCUGGGGAGGAAGCUGCUGGACAUGGCCACUGCUGGGCCAACCUCCUCCCUGACAGAGCCCCUGAUCCCCAGCCGAUCCCCAGACCCACAGGGGGCUCAGACUCCAUGGGGAAGCAGAAUCAGCCCCAGGCCCAGGCAGGAGCCCUGCGGCAGUGAGGGGCAGGGACUGCUCUGUAACAGGGUCCCGAGGGCACCCCCACCACCUGCUCUGGUCCCAGUGCCUGCUCCGGUCCCAUCCCAGCUGACUUCACCCCCUGUUUCUGCCCAAGUCCCAGUCCCAUUCCCAGGCUCAGUCCUGACCCGGUCCCAGUGUCAGCCCAGCCCAGGCCGGCCCAGCCCAGCCCAGUCCCAGCACCCCCCAGGAGAGGCAGGAACUCACAUCCCAGCCAUCCUGGUGGAGUUUCCGACACAGGAAAGCACCGCGGCGCCGAGCGGGGCGGUGGGGGCGGCCGCAGCUCCGCGUCCAGCCAUGGACUGCGAGGCCAAGAAGGGAAAGAAGGGCUUUGUGUCGCCCAUCAAGCGGCUGGUGUUCCCGAAGGCUGCGCGGAGGGCAGCGCUCCGCAGCAGCGUCUACCGGCGCCCGCUGCACUCCGUGCCCCUCUAUCCCCCCGACUACCUGAUCGACCCCCAGAUCCUGCUGCACGACUACGUGGAGAAGGAGGUGAAGUUUUUAGGCCACCUGACAUGGGUGACAUCCUCCCUGAACCCCUCCAGCCGGGAUGAGGUGCUGCAGCUGCUGGACACGGCCAGGCAGCUGAAGGAGCUGCCUCUGCAGACGACCCCGGAGCAGGACAGCAUUCUCAGCCUCUCUGCGCGCUGCCUCCUGCUCACCUGGCGCGACAACGAGGAGCUGAUCCUGCGCAUCCCCACCCACGAGAUCGCCGCAGCCUCUUACCUGCGAGACGACGCCCUGCACCUCCUCAUCCUCAAAACCGGCCUGGGAGUGGACCCGGUCCCUGCCGGAGCGCACCCUGAGGCGGCCCCGGCCAGCGUGCCGGAGGCUUUUCCCCCCGAAAAGCGCCCGGGGGGCUCGUGGCCGGAGGGGGGUCGGUUGGGGGGCGCGAUGGAGAGGCGGCACACCAUCUGCAGCCUGGACUGGCGGGCGGCGCGGGGCGGGCAGGAGGCCCGGCAGGGCGGCAGCCUGGAGCGGCGGCGGGGCGGCAGCUGGGAGCGGCGGCAGCGCGGGCGGCCCUCGGGCAGCUGGGAGCGAAGGCAGCCGUGCGGCGGCAGCUGGGAGCGGCGGCGGGCCGGCACCGCCGGCGGCAGCUGGGAGCGCGGCACCGGCUUCGGCAGCUGGGAGCGGCGGCACCCCGGCGGCAACCCCCUGGACCCCCAGGAGCCCUGCCCCGACGCCUACUCCAACCUCGUCAUCCUCGCCGUGCCCAACAGGGAUGCUGGUGAGGAGUCCUGUGCACUAAUCUGCCAGGUGUUCCAGAUCAUCUACGGGGACCAGAGCAUUGAGUGUGUGGACCGUGCCGGGUACCACUACACCUCGACACCCACACGGCCCUGGCUCUCCAGCAGGAGCGAGAGCUGCCGCACAGAUGGGACGUACGGCUACGACGCCGACUACAGCUGCUGCAGCUCCUUCAAUGGCUCCCACGAGACCUUCGAGGCGUAUUACAGCGGCACCUCCUCGCCCUCCUUCCACCACUCCCACCACAGCCUGGCCACCGCCUGCAGCGGCAGCGACCAGAGUGGCGCAGGGCUGGAGCAGCUGCAGGACUACAUGAUGACACUGCGCAACAAGCUGUCAUCGCAGGAGAUCCAGCAGUUUGCCCUCCUGCUCCGUGAGUACCGGCUGGGCACGCCGGUGCGGGAGUACUGCGCCGAGCUCCUGCGCCUCUACGGGGACCGCAGGAAGUUCCUCCUCCUGGGAAUGAGGCCCUUCAUCCCUGACCAAGACAUCGGAUACUUUGAGACCUUCCUGGAGAGCAUCGGGAUCCGGGAGGGCGGGAUCCUCACCGACAGCUUUGGCCGCAUCAAGCGCAGCAUGAGCAACACGUCGGCCUCGGCCGUGCGCAGCUACGACAGCUGGUCCCUGCGCUCCGAGUCCGAGUCCUUCAACCGCAUGAUCACGGACAUCACCCACGACAUCGAGGCGCUGGCACGGGAUGAGGAAGAGGAGGAGGAGGAGGAAGAGGACAACUACCUGUGAGCCACUGCUAAAACGCAGCAGUCCCCUCCCUGCUCACCGAUGCGGUGCUGCACCUUCAAGCUGAGACUCUGAAGGUGCCCAGCUCUGCCCCAGCACCUGGGAGGGGGGUCAUUGUCUCCCCAUUUGUCACCGUGGGAGGGGACAGGGCUCUGCACUGCCCUGCCAGCUCUCAGCAGGGCUGUUGGAACCACAGGGCAGCUGUGGCAGGUAGGGGAGCCACUUGUCCUGUAAUUUCUGUAGAUUUCAAUUAAAUGUUGGGGCUGGGAGCAGAGCAGGUUCUUCCCCAAGCGAAGGCUGUAUCGGGGUG
Molecule: messenger RNA, 3519 nt
Organism: Myiozetetes cayanensis
Lineage: Eukaryota; Metazoa; Chordata; Aves; Passeriformes; Tyrannidae
Gene: CCM2L
Product: CCM2 like scaffold protein
Exons: 10
Coding region: 1077-3212 (711 amino acids)
Biological process (GO): heart morphogenesis
Source: RefSeq, a predicted model, not a curated record